Anastrepha obliqua is the source of this 658-nucleotide messenger RNA. RefSeq lists its product as uncharacterized. The transcript has 3 exons. The record is from RefSeq and is a predicted model, not a curated record. Bases 88 to 519 code for a protein of 143 amino acids. NCBI's taxonomy places the organism in Eukaryota, Metazoa, Arthropoda, Insecta, Diptera, Tephritidae.
GCAACCACAAUUACGGUGAUAGCACCGUAAAUAUAAAAAACUUUAUUUAAUCAUUAAUUGUGAUAACUAAUACUAGAAAAAGUUAAAAUGUAUCGUGGAAUCGUGCACUCACACAUGGGCAGGAUGACUAAAUUGUGUUGGUUCCUACUGCUGACGUUAAUACUCAGGCACCACGCAACAAAUGGAAUUGAAUGGUUCACACAAAAAGUUGACUGUGGGCCACGCGUUUCGGACUACCCUAGGAAUUGUGCGCAUGGAGUACUAAAGUUUAAUAUGAAUGGGACUUUGUGCAGAGAUAGCAUUGUUUGUUACAGCAACUUGGGCGAAGAUUGUCAGGAUUUUGGCACCAUAAAUAAUUGUUUGCCGGGUUUGUUCUGCAGUUGUGGCCGGUGUCGUGAAAUGGUGACGAUAUGCAGAGAAAGGCUAAGGUCGGCAAUGUACCCAACAAACAGCAUUUCCGGAUUAAAUAUUCUAAAAUCUAAAAAAAUUAUAACUAGCAACUUAUUCAGAAAUUCAUGAAUGCCUAUAAUAUGACUAGGAAUUAUCAAAUAUAUUAUUGGAAUUUAGAAAUACAUUUAGUGAUGAUAUAAAUAAAAAUUUAGGUCCAAUUUUGCUAUAUAAGUCAUUAAAAAAUUUUAGUAUGUGAAACAUUCGUCCA